AUGCACAAGGACCGCCUGCUGGUGCAACCGCUCAGAGAUAACAUUCGUGUUAAACACUUCAAUGGUCACGUUUGCUCUCCGUUUACGAUUCCCCAGUCUCACCACAACACCGGUGUACCGGAUACCGAUUUCGUGCUGUAUGUAGCGGCAGGACCAGCUGUAUUUGCUAAUCUCGCCUGGGCAGUCACGUGUCAAUUUGACCCCAGUGGCCGCCCCUUGGUGGGUGCUGCCAAUUUUGAGUCUGUAAACACUAAGGACAUUUUUCAUGUCACACAUACCCUGGCGCACGAAAUACUUCACGUGUUGGGAUUUGAUAAUCAAAUAUUUAAAAACAGAAACAUGCUUGAUACUGUGUCUGUUCGCAAUAAGCCAGAAAGUAAUGUUCUGAAGUCGCCCAAAGUGGUAGAAGUCGCGAGGGCUCAUUACGGGUGCAGUACUAUGAAAUAUAUGGAGCUAGAAGACGUGGGUGGCACAGGGACUGUUGGCUCACACUGGAAGAUGCGCAACGCAAAGGAUGACUUGAUGGCUCCUUCCGAUUCUGCAGGUUUCUACACUGCCAUCACCAUAGCAGCGAUGGAGGACACGGGCUACUACAAAGGCAACUACCGCAAUGCUGAAAGUAUGGCAUGGGGUAAGAAUGCCGGUUGUGUGUUAUUUAAUGAGAAGUGCGUUAUUGACGGUUUUUCGCAGGUGCCGGAGAUGUUCUGUGAUAGUUAUAUCUUUCUCAAAAGUGAGUUAAAGUGUACAUCAGAUCGGAUGGGUAUUGGAGACUGCUUAAUUACAUAUCAUACUAACUUGCCAACAUAUUUCCAGUACUUUCCCAAUCGGGAAAAGGCGGGUAAAAAUCAAUUGAUGGAUUAUUGCCCAUACAUAAAAGCAUAUUCAACCUCUAUGUGCUAUAAUGGAGAUGAAAGUAAUUUCCCUGGUUCUGUGUUUUCAGAAUCUGCGCGAUGUUUUUCAGCUGUCACGAAGACUUCCAUCAGGAUAAGCGAUGACCAAAAUAUGCUCUCUAUUUGCGCAGACGUGCAGUGUGACAAGGUCACCUCGAGGUACCGUGUGCGCGUGAAGGGCGCCAGUGAUUUCGUGGACUGUCCACCCGGUACUACCCUUGUGCUUUCUGACUACAGUGGUGAGUUUAAAUCCGGCGCAAUCGACUGUGCACCAUAUGAGGAUAUAUGCUCUAAAAAUUUUUACACCAACUUUGACCUUGAAAUCACCAACGACAAAAACAUCAUCGAAAACAUAAGAGUUCCAUCCGGUACAACUCAAGGCAUGUACCAGUUGAUCUACACACUUGUUGCGGCGCUGACAGCAAUGGUUGUCCUCGCUGAAUAA
This is a messenger RNA of Phytomonas sp. Hart1, 1335 nucleotides long. The record is from the annotation of a GenBank genome assembly. Lineage: Eukaryota; Euglenozoa; Kinetoplastea; Trypanosomatida; Trypanosomatidae.